Messenger RNA from Lodderomyces beijingensis, 1123 nucleotides. The record is from the annotation of a GenBank genome assembly. Lineage: Eukaryota; Fungi; Ascomycota; Pichiomycetes; Serinales; Debaryomycetaceae.
AUGAGUGAGGUAGACCCCAUCCCCGUGAUCGAGAAGGAAGAGCAGUUAUGGACGGAUAACGACAACCAUGUACCGCGCCAACCUUCGAAAUAUCUCGGAUUUGUUGCGGGUACCGCUUCUGGGUUCAUGAAGAACCUCGUCGGGCAUCCCUUCGAUACCAUAAAGGUGAGAUUGCAAACGUCUUCACGGUUCACGGGCACGCUUAAUUGUUUGUUGGAGACGUUGAGGAAAGAGGGAGUCUCGGGGCUAUACAAGGGUAUGUUUUCGUUGUUCACAAAGGAAAGCAUCUCGGAUUGUCAUACGUACAAGAAAAGGCACGGGUUGUUUCUGGACUCACGCGCCACGCUUGGUUGCUGUGGACGAGCCAACAACAGAAAUGGGCCAUGACACGAGACACGCGUGUUUCGGAAAUAGUUUCAAUUUUACUAACUCACAGCCAGGGUUCACUCCGCCGUUAGUCGGCUGGGUUUUGAUGGAUGCCACGAUGUUGGGCAGUUUGCAUUUUUACCGACACUGGCUCAUGGAAAACGUGUAUCCAGACCAUCUGCAAUUGCCACUUCUGGGACACGCGAUUGCCGGUUUUGGAAGCGGCAUGACGGUGAGUUUCGUUGCUGCUCCAGUGGAACAAAUCAAGGCGCGGUUACAGGUUCAAUACGGCGCCAAAACGAGAUUGUACACGGGGCCAAUUGACUGUUUGAAAAAAGUGUACGACAGUGCGGGGAUUCGCGGUAUAUAUCGUGGUCUAUUCGCCACCAUGGUGUUCAGGUCGAAUUUCGUCUUUUGGUGGAGCUCCUACGAGAUCUUUAAGCAAUGGUUCCAAAAGUCGACAAAAAUGUCGGACCCAUCCAUCAAUUUUUUCAGCGGCGGGUUGAGUGCCACCGUGUUUUGGAUAUUUGCCUACCCCGCAGACGUGGUCAAGCAAACCAUAAUGACGGAUUCGCCCGUACCUUCUGAACGGAAACUCCAUCGCUAUAGGGAUGCAGUUCGAUAUAUUUAUGACACCAGAGGUCUUCUGGGCUUUGGUAGGGGCUUUUUGCCGUGUAUAUUGAGGAGUUUUCCUGCAAAUGCUGCCGCGUUGGCUGCGUUUGAAGCUGUAAUGAAACUAUUCACCGAGGGAUCGUGA